GAACUUCCAUAAUUGAAGCGACGUGGGGUCUCUCGAAUGCUGUCCUAUGAAUUGUUUGGUAUGCGAUCUACCGAAAUAAUUAUUUUUCACUUGGCGAAGAGCUUUAUUAUUUUAUGACUUCAUAUGCGCAUUAGAAAAUCACACGCAAUCCCAUCGUUGAAUGACUGAGCCUUUCUGAGGCUUCUUGUCUGGCCUAAGUGCCAAUUGACAUCCUUUCCUAUUCGCGCCCCUGAAUCAAAGCGCUAGACGCCAGACCGACAUCAUGGCAUCAGCUGUAUUCUUCCUCGAUCUAAAGGGCAAGACCCUACUUGCCCGAAACUACCGAGGUGAUAUUCCCAUGUCAGCUGUCGAAAAGUUCCCUAUCCUCCUUAGCGAAGCCGAAGAAGAGUCCUCUGCCGUACCACCAUGUUUCUCCCACGAAGGCAUCAAUUAUUUAUAUAUCCGACAUAACAACCUUUACCUCCUUGCCUUGACGAAGCGAAACACGAAUGCAGCCGAGAUCUUAUUGUUCCUACAUAAAGUUGUCGAAGUCUUCACCGAGUAUUUCAAAGCGCUAGAAGAGGAAUCCAUCCGCGACAACUUUGUCAUUAUAUACGAGUUACUAGACGAGAUGAUGGAUUUCGGCUACCCUCAAACGACAGAGUCCAAGAUCCUCCAAGAAUACAUCACCCAGGAGUCGCACAAGUUGGAAGUACAAGCUCGGCCACCCAUUGCAGUCACUAAUGCCGUAUCGUGGCGGUCCGAGGGCAUAAGAUACAGGAAGAACGAAGUGUUUUUGGAUGUCGUCGAAAGCUUGAACCUACUAGUAUCGGCGAACGGAAACGUGUUAAGGUCGGAGAUUCUCGGCGCGAUCAAGAUGAAGUGUUAUCUAUCCGGAAUGCCAGAACUGCGACUCGGCUUAAACGACAAAGUCAUGUUCGAGACAACGGGAAGGACGACAAGAGGCAAGGCUAUCGAGAUGGAGGAUGUCAAGUUCCAUCAAUGCGUGCGAUUAUCGCGCUUUGAGAAUGACCGAACAAUCUCUUUCAUCCCCCCAGACGGCGAGUUCGAGUUGAUGAGUUACCGAUUGAACACCCAAGUCAAACCUCUGAUUUGGGUUGAGUGUGUGGUCGAGAGCCACUCAGGGUCGCGUAUCGAGUAUAUGCUUAAAGCAAAGGCGCAAUUUAAGAGGAGGAGCACAGCGAAUAACGUCGAAAUUAUUGUUCCGGUACCAGAUGACGCCGACUCACCUCGGUUCCGAACGAACAUCGGCAGCGUUCAUUACGCCCCUGAGCAGAGUGCCAUCGUAUGGAAGAUUAAGCAGUUCGGCGGUGGCAAGGAGUUCCUCAUGCGAGCCGAGCUAGGAUUACCUAGUGUGAGAGGUGACGACGAACAUGGAGGUGGAAUGACAGGUGGAUUUGGUGGAAGUAUGGGCGGCGUCAAUGCAGGCAAAGGCUCCAAGAGACCCAUCCAGGUCAAGUUUGAGAUCCCCUAUUUCACAACUAGCGGUAUUCAAGUACGAUAUUUGAAGAUCACAGAGCCUAAGUUGCAAUACCCGUCAUUACCUUGGGUUAGAUAUAUUACUCAGUCAGGGGAUAUCGCUGUGCGGUUACCGGAUGUUGUAUGAGAGGCGCCCAGCGGUUGACCUAUAAUGUUUUUCUAACGAGGAUGUUACUUUUCGACAGGUCUAGAGAAAAGUUUCAGGUAGUGUUGAUAAGUUACAAUUAGUCAGUGGCGACGCCGGGCAUGAAUAUUAAACGACGUUCCAAAUAUCGUUCGUAUACCCGUUUUAAUUACAUUAUUUUGGCAGAUCUGUUCCUGCGGCCUCCCGA
Messenger RNA from Daldinia caldariorum, 1811 nucleotides. RefSeq names its product Mu homology domain-containing protein. NCBI's taxonomy places the organism in Eukaryota, Fungi, Ascomycota, Sordariomycetes, Xylariales, Hypoxylaceae. The transcript has 4 exons. Gene Ontology annotation, molecular function: clathrin-cargo adaptor activity. The record is from RefSeq and is a predicted model, not a curated record. Gene Ontology annotation, cellular component: clathrin-coated vesicle; clathrin adaptor complex. Gene Ontology annotation, biological process: intracellular protein transport; vesicle-mediated transport. Bases 263 to 1606 code for a protein of 447 amino acids.